Molecule: messenger RNA, 1249 nt
Organism: Saccostrea cuccullata (small rock oyster)
Lineage: Eukaryota; Metazoa; Mollusca; Bivalvia; Ostreida; Ostreidae
Exons: 4
Coding region: 150-827 (225 amino acids)
Cellular component (GO): membrane
Source: RefSeq, a predicted model, not a curated record
UUUUUGAGACCCGCCCCUCGUUACGGUCCUCGCCAUUUUUUACAGGUAUUAAGGUAUUGUGACAGAGGAACCGUAACCGGUUAUGUGGUAGCAGAGGUAGGGGCGCUGUCUUGACCACUACACAGAAAAUCUUGCCCUGACCACUGACUAUGGGGCGUGGACAGCUCUGUCUCUUAUUUUUGGUUCUGUGUAUGAUUCUGAUUUCUUUGGGACUUAUUCUAACCAGUAUAGUGACAGACUAUUGGUACACGGUUAACAAUGACAAUUCUAAUACAACCGUGGCUAAUACUUUUUCGUACCAUUUCGGAAUGUGGAGAAAAUGUUACUCAAAGGAGGUACCCAAGGAUGUACCUUAUGAGAGACGUGUAAACAAAUGCGCCUACACCUAUCAGGAUCUGAUCCCAAGGGUAUCGCCAAAGAAAGCAGAGGAUGAGCGCUACCUACACAUGGAGCGAGCCUGGGUGGGCUGUGCCGUAGCCUCGGCGGGGGUCCAGAUUUUUGCCAUAAUGACAAUGAUAUGUGGUCUGUGGCCAGCUAAGUGUAACGAUGCCAAACGAUCGACACUCUAUCUCGUAUCAUCAAUCUUGUGUCUUAUAGCAGGUAUGUGUGGUAUUGCCAGCGGUAUCUGCUUCAUUGCCUUACGAGAUAUGGAUUCUACCUCACGUGACAUCUACCCCAAUAACACCACCGUGCAGUACAAUUUCUCCUUCAUGUUGGAGUGGGCAGCCAAUUCUCUAUGCAUUCUAGAAGGAUUUGUGUUUCUAUGUCUUCUUAAGAUGGACUACAAUGACAUCACUGAAACUGGCAAAUACAAUUCUUUCAUGUGAUCUGACAUCUACAAAUACUGUCAUUUUAAGCAUUUUCCACCCCCCAUCACAAACACUUGAUAAGAGUCAAAUGUCCAUGCAUGGUAAUACAUCAUAUUUCGUACCAAUGCUUUGUAAGGGUAAAGGAUGACAUUUUUAUACUACAUUAUUUAAGUGUGUGAAAAGAGUGGUUUAUACAUGUAUAUGAUUUUAAUACUCAUUUACAAAUUCUGACACAAAAGAAUCUUUAUGCAAUACUUCGACAUUUAUUUUAGAUAUUUGAUUUUUUGGAGAGAUUAAAUAUUUUAUAAUGCAGAAAAAAAUUAACACAGUUAUGAAGUAAUAUUUUUUAUAUAUAUAAAGUUUCUUUUUCUUUAUUUCUAAUCUGUAUAAUUUUUUUCCAUAAAUAUAUAUGAAUUUUGAGCAAUAAAUUUGUACACGAA